Messenger RNA from Malurus melanocephalus (red-backed fairy wren), 1789 nucleotides. It is a transcript of the gene EIF2AK2, whose product is annotated as eukaryotic translation initiation factor 2 alpha kinase 2. The record is from RefSeq and is a predicted model, not a curated record. NCBI's taxonomy places the organism in Eukaryota, Metazoa, Chordata, Aves, Passeriformes, Maluridae. The transcript is spliced from 16 exons. Gene Ontology annotation, molecular function: protein kinase activity; ATP binding. Bases 164 to 1789 code for a protein of 541 amino acids. Gene Ontology annotation, biological process: protein phosphorylation.
UUCGAUUUCUGUUUCGUUUUCGCGCGGGCCGGGCGGUGCAGCGGGAAACGAAAUUGGGCGGGGUCUGCUCUGCGCUUCGUGCUGCGCUGGGCUCAGUGCUGGUGCUGCCGCGGUUCUGGAGCGUCGGCCGCGGCUCGGAGAAUCUGUUGAAGAUUGUGUCAAAAUGGAUCGUGAGUAUAUGGASAAGCUCAACCAUUACAGUCAAAUACAUAAUCUUUCAGUGGUUUAUGAUACCAUCGAUGUGACGGGCCCAUCUCAUGAUCCUCAGUUCACAGUUGUGGCCAAAAUAAAUGGUGAGGUAUAUGGUACAGGCACUGGUAAAAGUAAAAAAGAUGCAAAAGCUGUAGCAGCAAAAAAGAYGUGGGAAAUGAUUGAGGAACAGCACAAGAGUCCCUCACAUAUGGCAGCUGCAGAGUUAAGGACAACUCAAACAACCUCAUCAACUCCACUAGACGAUUAUGUCAGCCUACUAAAUAUWUUUUCACAAAGGACAAUGCAAAUCGUUGAUUAUACUAACACASAUCGUUCUGGAGAUGCCCAUGCUCGCAUGUAUUCUGUUAGCUGUAMAAUUAGUGGUCACUUGUAUGGAAGGGGCACUGGACCUUCUCUAGCUGUUGCAAAACAAGCUGCUGCAAAAGAAGCAUUUGAGAGGCUGGAAGCUGAAAAAUCUAAUGGCAAUUUGUCUCAAGUGUCAACCCAGAGUGACUCCAACAGUGUUUGCUUUGACUCAGCUACAGWGUUGGUAGAAAAAAUUAAAGGCAUGGCAGUAUGUGAAAAGCCUUCACCUUCUCAGAGAAACACACCAAGCUCUGCUGUGAAGCCCAAAAGAAAAAUGGCAGCGAAUUUUGCUAAUAUAAGAAACAAGGAAGAGGAAAAAGCUAUGUCAGAUUCAGAUGGAAGUUUUCCAGAUGUGGACACAAAUACUGGAGAAGASAAUGGGAGUCCACACACUGUCAAUAUGAUAUUUCUUGAACAAUAUAAAGAAAUAGAGCCUAUCGGUGAAGGUGGUUUUGGGAAUGUUUUCAAGGCAACAUCAAAGAGUGAUGAGAAAACCUAUGCAAUCAAACGAGUUGAAUUCACAGAGAAAGUACAGCGUGAAGCAAUUGGACUUGCAAGCCUUACACAUGAGAACAUAGUGCGGUAUCAUAGCAGCUGGAAAGGGCCUGACCAUAUAAAAUACCCAUACUCAAGCCGUAAUUCAGACAAAAAAACGGACUGUCUUUUCAUCCAAAUGGAAUUCUGUGAACAAGGAACUUUGGAAAACUGGAUUGCACAGCACAGAGAAGACCGAAACUAUCAUGUAAUGGCACAAGAGAAAUUUUUACAAAUAGUGAAAGGAGUGGAAUAUAUUCAUUCUAAAAAGUUAAUUCAUCGAGACCUCAAGCCUCAGAAUAUAUUCAUAUCACAUGAUGAUAAAAUAAAAAUAGGUGACUUUGGUCUUGUGACUUCYGUGGCAUUUGAGACUCUUACUGAGAACAGAGGAACAAAAUCAUAUAUGGCACCAGAACAGUYUGGGGCCAGAUAUGGAAAGGAAGUCGAUAUUUAUGCACUGGGAUUAAUUUGGUUUGAAAUUCUUKCGGUAUUCACUGGUCAUGAGAAAAUUAAGGUGUGGCCUUCUGUUAGACAGGGURAACUUCCAGAGCACUUCAUCAACCAAUUUCCAUCACAGGCAUCCAUAAUCAAAAAGAUGCUUUCAACAGAUCCUGCAGGAAGGAUGACUAUAUCUCAUUUACUUGAUCUUCUUAAGUCCAUUGAUAAAAAGGAGCCACUUAAAAAUUWUUCUUACUAA